AUGGCAGCCUUUGCCAAAGCUUCCUUCGGCCACGCUUCCUACGCAGCCUUCCGCCCAACGUACCCUUCCAGCCUCUACGACAAAGUCUUCUCCUACCACCGCGGUCCCACAAAGCUAUGCCUCGACCUAGGCUGUGGCCCGGGUAUAGCUACCCGAGAACUGUCCAAACGCUUCGAAAGAGUUAUCGGUACCGACCCUUCCGCAGGCAUGGUCAAGCAAGCACAAGAGGGAACACCUGAAGAGCAGUAUUCGAACGUUGAGUUCCGUCAAGGAUCUGGCGAGAGCACGUCGUUCCUCAAAGACGAGGAGGUAGAUUGUGUGGUAGCUGCACAGGCCGCGCACUGGUUCGACUAUGCUAGACUGUGGCCCGAGAUGAAGAGGCUUGUGAGGAAGGGCGGAACAGUCGCGUUCUGGGGCUAUAAGGAUCAUGUCUUCGUCGACUAUCCCUACGCUAGCAAAGUCAUGAUGGAAUCUGCCUACUCUACACAUCCCGACAAACUUGGUUCCUACUGGCCGCAGCCUGGUAGGACAUACCUCCAAGAGCAGCUACACGUGAUUCAGCCUCCUGCUGAGGAGUGGGAAGAUGUACAGAGGGUUGAGUACGAACCUGGCAGGGAGGGCAGGCAUAGUGGAGAGGGCACGCUGUUCAUGGAAAAGACCACCACUGUGAGCCAAUGCAAGGAGUAUGUAAGGACUUGGAGCUCGUACCAUGGAUGGAAGGAGACGCAUCCGGGGCAGGAGGCACGGGCGAAGGGCGGGAAGGGGGACAUUAUGGAUCAGAUGUUCGAUGAGAUUGCGGAAAAGGAUGAGCAAUUCCGGGAUGAUGGGAAUGAGGUUGAUAUUGAGUGGGGUUCUGCUAUCGUCAUGGCAAAGAGGAAGUCACACGCAUGA
Molecule: messenger RNA, 891 nt
Organism: Fulvia fulva
Lineage: Eukaryota; Fungi; Ascomycota; Dothideomycetes; Mycosphaerellales; Mycosphaerellaceae
Product: Trans-aconitate 3-methyltransferase
Exons: 2
Coding region: 1-891 (296 amino acids)
Molecular function (GO): S-adenosylmethionine-dependent methyltransferase activity
Source: RefSeq, a predicted model, not a curated record